CUUCCUUUUUCUAGUAGCAGAGGUUAACCAAAUCAGAUUCUAAAAUGCAGAUCACAUGCAGAUUGCAUAGAUGAUCAUCAUUUUAUUCAAACCGAUUACACUUUGGAGCAACUGCCAACUGCUAUAUACAUCAACACCCAUGAUUUUUCAAUCAUUCGCAAAAUUUUUGAGAUUCUAGACUUCUUCGGAACGCAAUUUUAUGGCGACGAGCGGUGGAUAUCUUCCGAUCACCGCGAUGGAUUCAGCUGCGGAGGAAGUGGACGAGAAGCAGUUGAAAGCCUCCGCCAUCUCUAAGGCCGGUGCUUAUGCCGCCACCUCUUAUAUGGCAUGCGCCGUGCUAUUGGUGAUGUUCAAUAAGGCUGCUCUUUCUUCAUACAGCUUCCCGUGUGCUAAUGUCAUCACUCUUUGCCAGAUGAUAUCAUCAUGCUUUUUUCUCUACGUAUUAAGGCGGUUAAAGAUUAUAUCGUUUAAUUCGAAUGAAUCUGGAGCACUCGGUGAUAAUUUCGGAACAUUGGUAUCGAUAAAGACAUUGAUCAACGCCUCACCUCUUUCUAUGACCUAUUUAUUUUACAUGCUAGCCUCCAUGGAGGCUGUUCGGGGAGUAAAUGUACCCAUGUAUACAACCAUAAGGAGAACCACAGUUUUCUUUACAAUGAUGAUCGAGUUCAUCUUUGCGGGGCAGAGGUAUAGCCGUCCUGUUCUUGGAAGUGUGGUAAUAAUUCUGUUAGGUGCUUUUGUUGCGGGAGCCCAUGACAUGUCUUUCGACUCCUAUGGUUAUCUAGUGGUGGUGUUAGCCAACAUAUCAACAGCAGUGUAUCUCACAACCAUAUCUCGCAUUGGGAAAACUAGUGGUCUCAACAGCUUUGGCCUAAUGUGGUGCAAUGGAGUUUUGUGCGGACCAGUUUUACUGGUUUGGAUCUUUAUACAAGGUGACAUUAAGAAGACAAUGAAUUUCCAGUAUUUGCUCUCUCCGGGAUUCCUGGUGGUAUUGUUCUUUUCUUGCAUACUGGCAUUCAUCCUCAACUACACCGUAUUCCUCAACACGACUCUGAAUUCUGCUCUAACGCAGACAAUCUGUGGUAACUUGAAGGACUUCUUCACUAUUACUUUAGGCUGGGCGAUUUUUGGUGGGCUGGCGUUCGAUUUACUGAAUGUGACCGGGCAGCUCAUCUGCUUUGCUGGCUCAGGAUUAUAUGCCUAUUACAAGUUCACUGGGAAGUGAUGCUGUGAUGAUCUAAACAGUGAUGAUCAUUUUCUUGAUAUCUCACAGUAUUUAUGUAGGGCUGAUAGAGACUCCAUUAAAAUUUAGGAUGAGAUAGAAUAGUGUUGCAUAUGCUUGAUGAUAUCUAUAGCAACUUCCCUACAGUUAGAUUUAGUGGAAUGAUUUUCAGUUUAUCUGUAGGCUAAGUCCACAUUUUGUUUUUUACCCUACUUUUGAUAGUGGUGUGGUGCCUGUUGAUGAUGGCAGAAAAUUUAGCCUAUGUCUUUUCAUGUCUUUGUUUUUUUCUGGAUAAGAAAAUCCAGGUGUUCUGUUUAUAUGUUGAAUUGAAGUAUUUCCAUUUUACUUGUGCUCUAAAAAUUUGUUUGGUAUGGUAAUAUCUACAUUUCCCUCUUUUA
Messenger RNA from Salvia hispanica, 1617 nucleotides. Its product is annotated as UDP-N-acetylglucosamine transporter UGNT1-like. Lineage: Eukaryota; Viridiplantae; Streptophyta; Magnoliopsida; Lamiales; Lamiaceae. The record is from RefSeq and is a predicted model, not a curated record.